Molecule: messenger RNA, 997 nt
Organism: Adelges cooleyi (spruce gall adelgid)
Lineage: Eukaryota; Metazoa; Arthropoda; Insecta; Hemiptera; Adelgidae
Exons: 16
Coding region: 10-996 (328 amino acids)
Source: RefSeq, a predicted model, not a curated record
CCCAUCAAUAUGACGAAUAAAGAAUAUUUAGUUUCAAAAGCUGAUCAAUUCGGUUAUUUUCUAAGAAAUUCUAUUUGUUCAAAAUUUGUUAUAAAAAUGAAACUUUUCUGUUUUUUAAUAACAUUUGUUAUUGUAAACGUAUUAGCAAAUGAUGAAGUGACAUAUUAUAAGGAGGUUGUUUUUCUUACAAAUGAAGCUAUCGAGAUUGCGUACAGUACGAAUGAUUUAAUUGUAGGAGACAUAUCUUCAAUAAAUGGAUUGGAGCAUGUAAUUGAAAAAAUGGUUAAUGAUGAAGAUUCUUACAAGUGUUUCGCCCAACUUAAUUUGAUGAUCGCUGUACCGGACCAAACGGACCUUAUCAACUAUAUACCGCGCUUAGAUUGCUUUUCCCUAAGAGGAAUGGAAGACGUUACCCCAAUGAAAAGAUGCAUAGAUUACCAGGAUUUUAUGCAACACGAAAUGAAAUAUACAUUAGGCAUUGAUUAUCCCAUAGCUGAUGAAAACCAAGAUUUUGAAGGCUUAAAUUUGACAACACUUGCAGAACAAAGAAGAAGUUGGGUUAAAACAGCUUUAAAAAAUAUAUUCAGACGUAAAUUAAGAUCCAUGUACGACCAGUUUAUGUUGCAAUUAGGAAUUAGAAAUACAUUAAAUUUGGUAGGCUCAAAUUUGGCAACCCUUAUAGAAGAGAGAAGAAUUUCUGGAACAUCUUUAGAAAAUACAAUCAGACGACGUGUAUUAGGAACUAAUAUUCCUGAAGUUGUUGAAGACCAAAAUGGAUCUGUACGUGAUUACUCUUUAUUACCGUUGUGUCGUUUGAUGGGAUUAUACUUGAGUACAUUAUUUCCAACAUCAUACAUAAAAGAGCUUUGGAUAAACCCCAAUGUUAGUACUUGUACUAUGGAUGAUGGAACUACACUAAGAGUAUUCAAAAAAAUCAAUGGCGUGUGGUCGCAAAUAAGCUCAAUCAAUCAACUACUUGAGGAUCUUUUAAUUUAAU